Messenger RNA from Myodes glareolus (Bank vole), 3101 nucleotides. NCBI's taxonomy places the organism in Eukaryota, Metazoa, Chordata, Mammalia, Rodentia, Cricetidae. The record is from RefSeq and is a predicted model, not a curated record.
GGGUGGCAAGCAGGGCGGGCCAGGCUUCCUGUCCUCCUCCAGACACAGGGGCCUCCACGCAGGGCUGGCGGAAGUGUCGGGGCCUGUAGCCUCCUGGUGUUUACCCUCUGCCCCAGGGGCCCUGGCCUUACCCCCCCCCCCACGGUGCCCAUCGAUGGAGAAACUGAGGCACAGAGCUGAGUGACUUGGAGCCAGACAGAUACUAGACGGAGGCCAGCAGGAUGUCAUAUUUUGGGGAGCAUUUUUGGGGUGACAAAAACCAUGGCUUUGAGGUCCUCUACCAUUGUGUGAAGCAGGGCCCUGUGGCCACCAAGGAACUGGCUGAUUUCAUUAGGGAAAGGGCCAGCAUCGAAGAGACAUACUCGAAGGCCAUGGCCAAGCUGUCCAAGCUCGCCAGCAAUGGUACCCCGAUGGGGACCUUCGCCCCGCUCUGGGAGGUCUUCCGUGUGUCCUCGGACAAGCUGGCACUGUGCCACCUGGAGCUGACACGGAAACUUCACGACCUCCUCAAGGACGUGCUGCGCUAUGGCGAGGAGCAGCUCAAGGCCCACAAGAAGUGCAAGGAGGAAGUUCUGGGCACUGUGGAUGCAGUGCAGGUGUUGGCCAGCGUAGGUCAGCUCUUGCCAAAGUCUCGGGAGAAUUACCUGAGCCGCUGCAUGGAUGUGGAGCGGCUGCGCAGAGAGAACACCAGCCAGAAGGAGAUGGACAAGGCAGAAACCAAAAGCAAGAAGGCAGCCGACAGCCUGCGACGCUCUGUGGAUAAGUACAACUCUGCCCGGGCUGACUUUGAGACCAAGAUGCUAGACUCGGCCUUGCGCUUUCAGGCCAUGGAGGAGGCCCACCUGCAGCACAUGAAGGCCUUGCUGGGCUCCUAUGCACACUCCGUGGAGGACACCCACGUGCAGAUCGGGCAGGUGCACGAAGAAUUUAAGCAGAACGUGGAAAAUGUGACAGUGGACAUGCUUCUCAGGAAGUUUGCAGAGAGCAAGGGCACCGGCCACGAGAAGCCUGGGCCUCUGGACUUUGAUGCCUACAGCACAGCUGCCCUGCAGGAAGCAAUGAAACGCCUCCGAGGAGCCAAGGCCUUCCGUCUUCCAGGACUGAGCCGGAGGGAGCCGCGUGCCUCUGUUGACUUCCUGGAGUCUGAUUCCGGGGUGCCUCCAGAGGUAGACGAGGAAGGCUUCACUGUGCGCCCUGAUGUCUCUCACAACACCACGGCCGAGCCCCCGCGAUUUUCCUCUAGUGACUCUGAUUUUGAUGACGAGGAGCCUAGAAAGUUCUAUGUUCACAUCAAGCCUGCCCCACCCCGCACGGCGGCCUGCAGCUCUGAGGCUGCAGCUGCCCAGCUCAGGGCCACAGCCGGCAGCCUCAUCCUUCCGCCAGGACCAGGGGGCACCAUGAAACGUCACUCUUCAAGGGACACUUCUGGGAAGCCACAGAGACCUCAGUCAGCCCCACGGACCGGCAGCUGUGCUGAGAGGCCGCUGGCCUCGGAGGAGCCACUGUCCAAGAGCCUCUUUGGGCCGCCGCUGGAGUCAGCCUUUGACCACGAGGACUUCACGGGCUCCAGCAGCCUGGGCUUCACAUCCAGCCCAUCCCCUUUCUCUUCCUCGUCCCCUGAGAAUGUGGAGGACUCAGGCCUGGACUCUCCAUCGCAUGCUGCCCCCGACCCAUCCCCUGAGUCCUGGGUCCCCCGGCCGGGCACCCCGCAGAGCCCACCCACCUGCAGGAUGCAACACCCAGAGGGCAGGGGCCCGAUUCCCCGUGCACCCUCGCCAGGCCCGUGGGGGCCAGAGGCAGGCACAGCCUGGGCUCUUCUUACCCAGAAGUCCUCAGCUCAUUGUUUCUUAAGGGCUAACGCCCCCAGCUCCGGCUGGAGCCAGCCCUGCACUGUCCUCAUCCUAGACUCCACGCUGCCUGCUGACUCCGCCCCCAGGGAGGGCCUGGCUGCACCACCCAGGAGACCUCGGUCCCGAAAAGUGUCCUGCCCGCUCACUAGGAGCAACGGUGACCUGUGCCGAUCCCUCAGCCCCUCCCCUCUGGGAUCUUCUGCCCCCAGCAUCGCCCAUGAUCGGCCUGGCUUCUCCACUCAGAUGGCGCAUGGUAUCUCCCGUGGCCCCAGCCCAGUGGUCCUGGGGUCCCAGGACACCCUGCCUGUGGCUACAGCCUUCACUGAGUAUGUCCAUGCCUAUUUCCGUGGCCACAGCCCCAGCUGCCUGGCUCGAAUCACUGGGGAAUUGACCAUGACCUUUCCAGCGGGCAUUGUGCGAGUGUUCAGUGGGACCCCACCCCCACCCGUCCUCAGCUUCAGGCUCGUGCACACGGCGCCGGUGGAACACUUUCAGCCCAACGCUGACUUGAUCUUCAGUGACCCCUCCCAGAGUGACCCAGAGACGAAAGACUUCUGGCUGAACAUGACGGCGCUGACAGAGGCCCUGCAACACCAGGCGGAGCAGAACCCCACCGCCUCCUACUACAACCUGGUGCUGCUGCGUUACCAGUUCUCCCGGCCUGGGCCUGAGUCAGUGCCCCUGCAAAUGAGCGCCCACUGGCAGUGCGGGCCCACGCUCACGCGGGUCACGGUGGAGUACAGCUACCGUGCGGGCGCCACCACGGUGUCCACGCCGCUAACAAAUGUCCAAAUCCUGCUACCUGUGGGAGAGCCGGUGACCAGCGUGCGUCUGCAGCCUGCUGCCAGCUGGAGCACAGAGGAAAAGAGGUUCACGUGGAAGCUUCCAGAUGUGUGUGAGGCAGGAGGCUCCGGCCGCCUGUCCGCUAGCUGGCAGCCGCAGUCAGGGCCCAGUACCCCCAGCCCCGUGGCCGCGCAGUUCACCAGUGAGGGUGCCACGCUGUCCGGUCUGGACCUGGAGUUGCUGGGCGGCGGCUAUCGCAUGUCCCUGGUGAAGCGGAGAUUCGCCACAGGGAUGUACCUCACCAGUUGCUAAGGUGCUCCGGGACCUCCUGCCCUCCCGCCUACUUCUGCUCCCCCAGCUCAGGCUGGGCUCCAGACUGAGUCAAGACUCCUCCCUCCUCCAUUCCAAGCAGGCCCGGACCUUUUAGUAUUCUUUAAAUAAACACUUUUCUAACAAAAUAAAAAGGAA